GGGCGGCAUUUUUUCUAGCAAUUUCGUGCGAGAUAUUUCAAGAAGCAAUUAUUGAUUACAAUAAACUGCAGUAAAGAUCUGUCCCGGUAACUAACAACUUUAUUAAGGGAACAUUAGGUGAAGAAAUUGUCUUUAGAUAAGCUGUAGGAUUGGCUGUAGGUCAUCAUUCCACAAUGUCAGCGAAAAUAACCGAGUUGAAGAGCGACAUCGAAGAGCUAAAUGAUUUGCUGAAGCUUGCAAAACGCAAAAAAGUACAAGAUGUACUGUCGCUCGAAAUCCGGAAACUGGAAACUGAGUUGAUCAGCUUGAAAGAUAAAGAGAGCGAGAAGGCUGCUGCGGCAGCUGCUGAUUCUGCUCCUACCACUUCUAACGCACCGUCUGGUUCACAGAAACGUUAUCAAAUUAAAUUAAAUGGAUAUGGUUGGGAUCAAUCUGAAAAGUAUGUCAAAGUAUUUGUGACCUUGAAAAAUGUCCAGAACGUCCCGAAAGAGCAGGUGUACUGCAAGCUGACGGAGCACUCCAUGGAGCUGCAUGUGGACAACCUGGAGAACAAGGACUAUGUGCUGGUGAUCAACAAGCUGCUGGAGCCUAUUGUUGUGGAAGACAGCCAUUGGAAACAGAAAACAGACAUGGUGGUGAUCUUCCUUGCAAAGGCUCAACCAAACGUAAAAUGGUCACACAUGACCAGCCUUGAGAAGAAAGCUGAUGACCAACACAAGAACCGCUUCAAGACUGAUGACAUGAUGGACAAGAAGGAUCCACAGGAAUCCAUCAUGAGUUUGAUGAAAAACAUGUACGAAACUGGCGAUGAUGAAAUGAAGAGAAUGAUUUCCAAAGCUUGGUAUGAAGGACAACAGAAGAAAAAGACAGGUAUAGAUUCAAUGGAACUGUAGAUCUCCAAGCAAUAUGAUCGUUUUUAAUUUCGAUUUAGUUUUAAGGUUAAUUAAUAAAAUCAAUAAUUAAUAAUUUCUAG
Molecule: messenger RNA, 973 nt
Organism: Cydia splendana
Lineage: Eukaryota; Metazoa; Arthropoda; Insecta; Lepidoptera; Tortricidae
Product: calcyclin-binding protein
Exons: 5
Coding region: 174-893 (239 amino acids)
Biological process (GO): heart development
Cellular component (GO): nucleus
Molecular function (GO): tubulin binding; ubiquitin protein ligase binding; S100 protein binding
Source: RefSeq, a predicted model, not a curated record